AUGGCGAAACCGUUGGGUACUACCGGAGAAUUUUUCCGGCGAAGAGAUGAGUGGAGGAAGCAUCCGAUGCUUUCGAAUCAAAUGAGACACGCACUUCCAGGUUUCGGAAUCGGUGUUGGUGCUUUCUGCGUUUACCUUAUCGGUGAACAGAUCUAUAGCAAACUCAUGGUUCCUUCUGAAUCGUCUCACCAGAAACAACCGGCUACGUCUCACUGA
Messenger RNA from Arabis nemorensis, 216 nucleotides. Lineage: Eukaryota; Viridiplantae; Streptophyta; Magnoliopsida; Brassicales; Brassicaceae. The record is from the annotation of a GenBank genome assembly.